Epithele typhae is the source of this 1878-nucleotide messenger RNA. RefSeq lists its product as uncharacterized. The record is from RefSeq and is a predicted model, not a curated record. The coding region runs from base 1 to 1878 and encodes 625 amino acids. NCBI's taxonomy places the organism in Eukaryota, Fungi, Basidiomycota, Agaricomycetes, Polyporales, Epitheliaceae. The transcript is spliced from 6 exons.
AUGAAGUACAACCUUCGAGUCCUAGUUCCAUCACCGGUCGGCGAUGCUGAAAUCAACACCCAGUACGAGGACAUCCUCGACGUGUCCUUUGCAAACUGGGAGACAAAGAAAGCGCCAAAGAAGUUGACCCAACAGUUAAUCCCCUCAGACGCGACAACUGUCCGCCAGCUUCUCAGCCGGCAGUUUUGCUCUGGGGUGGCCCCACGGCCGUGGGCUGCCGGGAGCCUGCUCUCGUAUUCAAGCACCCCACCGGUCGCCGCGGAAGACCUGCCGCCUUGGGUCUUCUGCGUGGACCACUACUCUGCCGACACUGCCGUCCACAUACCGAAGGAUGAUGCCGUUCUGGCAUUACCGAGCACCUUCCGUUCGGUAAUCCAUCCCGGCGAUCGCGGCACCCCGCUACCAUUCUGGCUCUUGGACUUGUGGCGACGUCUGCGCAACGUCCAUACGGUUCAGUCCAAUGUCGAGCGUGGACUGGAGUGGCUCAGCGAAGUUGGACGACAAGAAGAAGUUGACAGAGCGGUCGUCAAAGUACAGACUGCCCGAAUGCUCGACCUGCCAGCGUUGCUGCACCCAUGGUGUGACCUCUUCUUGCAUCUGACCACGGACGACUGUGACCUCAACGACGAGUUGAUCGACGCAGUCGUCGCUAUUGUGAUGCGUCAUACCGACCGCCUCACCCGCCCCCUCCACGUCUAUUCCCCUAUCGUGACGCAACUGUCACCGGUAGACUUGGUCGACCUCUUCGGCAAACUCACCGCUCGAGGUGACUUCGCUACUGACAGCAUCAUCUGCCUCCCGUGGUAUAUUGGCGGCGAGUGGGUGUUCGUACUCAUCAACAUGGCAGGUGAUGACAUCAGAAUCGGUUAUUGCAUCCCCCAACACGACCACGAUGGCUUACUCGAGAUCGCCAUGCGCACUGCGAUCCAGAUCGCUCACACGGUGGAAGUGUCGGUGCGCCAGACUCGCACCGACUGGAUAGUGCGCAAAUAUCAGCGUGGGGAUGAAGAUCAAGAAGCCUCCGUCUUGUCUGGGCUUGCUAUCGCUGUAGGAUUUCUGAAGAACCUUUUGGAAGGGUUGACGGUUUUCUCGAGCGAAACAGCACGAAGACAUCGCAUAGAAGUCCUCUUUGCCAUCUUGGACCACCACCCUCAUAAUCCGGUCAUCUUGGAAGAUGAGAAGCUGAGUCUGUGGGAGUCGCAGGACACAUACCGGCCACUUCCGACCAGACUGAUCGCCACUCGUCUUCUCCCGGACACUGGUGCCUCCCUUGACAGUCCUUUCCACAUCGCCGCCGGUGUUCACGCGGACACUCGAACCACCGUUCACGCGGACACUCGAACCACCGUUCACGCGGACACUCGAACCACCGUCGUCUUCCUCGACCGCCCCAUCAAAGCCAUUUACCCCCCCCGGAGGGCAGAGCCUGAUGGGUGGUGUCUCGUCGUCCUCCCCCCUGUCCACAGUUACGCGACUGCUGGCGCGCUCCUCCAGGCCCGACUCUCCACUGUCGGAAUUCACUCGGAAGCUCACCAUGCCCGUGACUGCCGAACCGUCUCCUCCGGUAUUCAGCCGAAGGCUUGCCAUUCCGUCGACGACAUCCUCUUCGCAGCCGGUAUUCACCCGCACACUCGAGUCGCCGUCGGCAUCCUUGACCGUCCCAGGCCCACCACCGGCUUUCACACGAGGGCUCGCCGUCGAGUCCAAACCGACGUCGUCACAGCCGGUAUUCAUGCGAACGCUUGCACCUGCCGACGCUUCGCCACCGGCAUUCAUCCGGCAACUGGCCCGCCCUCCAACACCGACCUCUGCACCACCGGUGUUCACUCGCACACUGUCCAGUGCUGUGGAACCCAUGCCACCGGUGUUCGCACGUAG